Xenopus tropicalis (tropical clawed frog) is the source of this 1456-nucleotide messenger RNA. RefSeq names its product complement factor D (gene cfd). Gene Ontology annotation, molecular function: serine-type endopeptidase activity. Bases 8 to 805 code for a protein of 265 amino acids. Gene Ontology annotation, biological process: proteolysis. Gene Ontology annotation, cellular component: extracellular region. The transcript has 5 exons. The record is from RefSeq and is marked provisional. NCBI's taxonomy places the organism in Eukaryota, Metazoa, Chordata, Amphibia, Anura, Pipidae.
GCCAAACAUGAAUGUCUCCUGGGCUCUAUUAGCGGUGGUCCUGGUACUAACUGUUGCCACCUAUGAGUGUCGGCCACGUGGACGUAUUCUAGGUGGGCAGGAUUCAAAGGCAGAAGUCAGGCCUUAUAUGGCAUCUAUUCAGCAGAAUGGGAUCCACCAAUGUGGGGGGGUCCUUAUUGCUGAUAAAUGGGUGCUGAGCGCAGCACACUGUGCCACUAACAGCUCUAAUUCGUCUCUGAAUGUGAUGCUCGGUGCUAUAUCUCUCUCCAAACCAGAGAAAUACAAAAUAGUUGUAAAGGUGCUCAGGGAGAUCCCUCACCCACUAUACAAUUCUACAAUAAAGCAUCAUGACCUUCUCUUGCUAGAGCUAUCUGAAAAAGUAACACUAAGCCCAGCUGUGAACCCGCUACCCUUCCAAAACGAAAAUAUUGACAUCUCUGCAGGGAAACGAUGCCUAGUCGCAGGCUGGGGACAGAUGAGACUGACUGGAAAGAAGCCAGACACUUUGCAAGAAUUAUGGGUACCCCUGAUUAGCAGGGAUGUCUGUAAUCGCCGGAACUACUAUGACAAUGAAAUCACCGCAAAUAUGAUAUGUGCAGGAGAGAGCAGGAAGGACUCAUGUGAGGGAGACUCCGGGGGACCUCUAGUAUGUGAUGGAAUAGCAGUGGCUAUUGUACAGGGUGGAUUUCGGAAAUGUGGCAAUCCAACGAAACCAGGCAUCUACACUCUCAUUGAGCCUUACAAAUCCUGGAUAAUGGAAAGCAUGUAUAAUGCUACACUACAGAGUAACCCAUCCCCUUUGUGAAACCAUAAGGGGUAAUCCUGUUGCAACAAGGUUAUUCUACAAUAAAUGAAACACUCAGAUAUCUGCUUUUUAACUUUUGAUGCUUCUAGUAGUUUACUCAAUAAAGGUUUGGUUCUUUGGUUCUGAGAACAAAGUGUAAUGAAUGGCACAAUAAAAUCCUUUUGCAAAAAAAAAAAACUAACAGGUUCUAAAAAAGUUAUACUUUUGUACUAAAGAAGUGUAAUGGAAUAUUUAGGACUCUUACAUCUCACAAAGCAGCAAUUCAGUAAUGUGUUAUUGCUGCUCUUUGAACAUUUAGAACACAGUGGUUUGAUUUGUUAAUAUUAAGAUUCUGAAUCUUUUGAUUAAGGACAAAAGCAGAAGGGGCUAUGGGAAUUGCCUUAGUGAUAGGGGUGCUUUUGAGGAUUUUGUUCACCACAUAUUGAGCUAUUGAGCAACAAAACAGUCAACAUUUUCCGUGUAUCAUUGCCCUAACAGUGACAUUUAGUGAAAUUUAUAUAGAGAUGGUCUAGCAAUGAUACAGGAACUCCUGGGCAAUUUUAUAAUACGGGAUAUAAUGUACACCCUACUGUAUAUUAAAAGGAUAUUAAAUGAGAACUAAAACCUCAAUUGUACAACCAUAUCAAUGGCCCCCAGACACCCCAAACCACA